CAAAUGCAGUUGUCUACGCUUCUUAACGUACAGUAUAUACUUGGCUGGUUUGCCGACCAAGCUGAGCGACCAGCAGAAGGGUUGAGACGUCUUGGCCAAGAAUUGGAACUUUUCCCUGAGGUAGAAGAUUAUAGUCAAUGGCCCCCAAGUACACCUAUACCCAAACCCGUUGUUUUAUGGCAUGGUUUGGGAGACAAUUUCAAUUCUUCAGGAAUGCACAAGGUGGCCACCAUAUUUGAGCUGCUUCAUCCUGAUAUAUAUGUCCAUUCCGUGCAAUUGGCUGAAGAUCCAGCUUCAGACGAACAAAAGUCAUUUGUAGGUGAUGCGAACGAACAGUUGGACAUUGUAUGUAAGCAGCUUCUGAAAGUACCUCAAUUGCGCCAGGGCUUUGAUAUCGUUGGGUUUUCUCAGGGUGGAGUGUUCGCCAGAGCAUUAGUUGAAAGGUGUUCUCUGAUUUCAGUAAGCAAUUUGAUUACAUUUGGUGCUCCCCACAAUGGAGUUCUGGAACUUCCCAUGUGUAAGGAUGCCAAUGACUGGCUCUGUAAGAACAGAAAUGAAGUUCUCAAGAAGCUGGUCUGGUUCGAUAAUGUACAGAAAUAUAUCAUCCCAGCACAAUACUUUCGUACUCCAAAGGACUACUCGAGUUAUUUGAAGUAUUCCAAUUUUUUAGCUGAUAUCAACAAUGAACGGACAGAAGUCAACAUUACCUACAAGAGAAACUUAAGUAAGUUGUCUAAGUUUGUAAUGGUUACAUUUGAUGAUGAUACCACUUUGAUUCCCAAGGACAGCGCUGGGUUCCAGGAUAUUGACGCUGAAACGGAUGCUAUUAUACCUUUUGAGCAAACAAUCAUAUACACAAGGGAUUUGUUGGGACUUCAGAGCUUGCACUCUUUAGGUAAGAUAGACUUCUAUAGUAUUGAAGGUGAUCAUAUGCAGAUUCCAGAGUCUUUCUUGGUUAUGAUUGGGGUUAAGUAUAUAGGUUCAUAUUGGUAGUUAUGAAAUAAUUGGUUUAAGUG
Molecule: messenger RNA, 1016 nt
Organism: Scheffersomyces stipitis CBS 6054
Lineage: Eukaryota; Fungi; Ascomycota; Pichiomycetes; Serinales; Debaryomycetaceae
Exons: 1
Coding region: 4-993 (329 amino acids)
Cellular component (GO): lysosome
Molecular function (GO): palmitoyl hydrolase activity; thiolester hydrolase activity
Source: RefSeq, a predicted model, not a curated record